This is a messenger RNA of Cynara cardunculus var. scolymus (artichoke), 2286 nucleotides long. RefSeq lists its product as uncharacterized. Gene Ontology annotation, biological process: DNA repair; telomere maintenance. The transcript has 5 exons. Gene Ontology annotation, molecular function: DNA helicase activity. Bases 1 to 2286 code for a protein of 761 amino acids. The record is from RefSeq and is a predicted model, not a curated record. Lineage: Eukaryota; Viridiplantae; Streptophyta; Magnoliopsida; Asterales; Asteraceae.
AUGGCAAUUGAAGAAGGUCGUUUUAGGUGGAUACAUAACAAUCAAGAACAGUUACAAACUGACUUAUAUUGUGGAUUAAUGAAUGUUGUACACCAUGGAGAAACUGAUGGUAUUUAUACUAUCGAGUUCCAAAAGAGAGGCUUUCCGCAUGCGCAUAUAUUAUUAUUUUUGGAUUCCAAAUCCAAAAACCCGUCGGGUGAGCAUAUUGAUAGAGUCAUUACCAUAGAGAUUCCAAAUACAAAUGUUGAUCCUGAUGGUUUUAACGUCUUGAACAAAUUUAUGAUUCAUGGUCCAUGUGGAGAUAUCUAUUCAUCAUCCCCAUGUAUGGUGCAAGAUAUAUGUUCAAAAAGUUUCCCUAAGAAAUUUAUUGGACAAACAUCAAUCGACUCAUAUGGAUAUCCAGUAUACAGGAGAAGAGAUACAGGUGCUUGUGUUACCAAAAAAAACCAUCAAUUAGACAACAAGUACGUUGUUCCUCACAACAGAAAUUUGAUUGUGAGAGCAACUGCUACAUUUCACUCGAUAUGGUUUGAGACAAACAAAAAAUAUGAAGAUGCUCGACAACUGAGUUAUUCAUCAUUCCCAACGGAAUGGGUUUGGAAUUCUUUGGACAAGGUGUGGACUAGACGCAAAAAGGGCAUUUCAAUCGGUAGGAUGUACUUCACCUAUUCAUCUGCUGGGGAAGGAUUUUACAUGUGUAUGCUAUUAAACUUUGUCAAAGGAUGCACUUCAUUUGAAGACAUACGCACAAUAGAUGGAUAUAUGCAUCCUACUUACAAGGGAGCAUGUUAUGCACACAGAUUGUUAGAUGAUGAUAGUGAAUGGAUUGAUUGUUUGGAAGAAGCAUCAAAUUGGGCUAUUGGAUACGAGUUACAACAUUUUUUUGUUACAAUCCUCACCCAUUGUCAAGUUUCAGACGCUCUUCGUUUAUGGAAUACAUAUUAUGAAAUACUCUCCGAAGAUAUAACUAUCAUGCAGCGACGGUUCAAGGUCAACAACUUGAAAUUGACUGCCUUAGAAAUUGAAGCAUAUACUUUGUUCGAAAUAGAGUCAAUCAUGGAGAAAAUGGGGAAGAGUUUGAAAGAAAUUAAUGGAAUGCCACUUCCAAAUCAACAAUUACUACUCGAGUUACAAAAUAGGUUGGUAAAUGAAGAACUCGACCACAAUCGUGAAGAUUUAAGAGUUGUUCAUGAUACCAAUUUCCCAUUGCUCAACCAAUGUCAAAGCGAGGCUUAUGAAGCUAUUAUGGAUUAUGGUUACGAAGGUCGUGGUCACUUGAUAUUUUACCAUGGUCGUGGUGUAACAGGAAAAACAUUCCUUUGGAAAACAAUUGUUGCAAGACUUAGAUCUGAGGGAAAAAUCGUAUUACCUAUAGCCUUAUCAGGUAUCGCAGCAUUGUUAUUGCUAAAUGGGAGGACUUCUCAUUCUAGAUUCCGUAUACCUUUAGAUGUAACUGCAGAAUCAACAUGUGAGAUCAGUCAUGGCACACAAUUAGCUGAAUUGCUUCAAAAAAAAACUUUUUUGAUUAUUUGGGAUGAGGCUCCUAUGGCACACAGAUAUUGCCUUGAAGCUUUAGACAAGAGUCUACGCGACAUACUGAGCACCCGUUAUGAAGAUAGCAAAUCAAGGCCAUUUGGUGGUCUAACGGUCGUUUGGGGUAGUAAUUUUCGUCAAAUCUUGCCAGUCAUUCCAAGAGGCGAUGGAUCGUAUUUUGAUAAUUUUGAGGAUGAAAUGCUUAAGCUUCCUUCAGACAUUUGUUUAGAACAAUUUGAGCACCCGAUACUAUCCAUACUUGAAGCAGUUUAUCCCUCACUAUUGGAUAAUUAUAAAGAUCCUUCGUAUAUUACAGAAAGAGCUAUUUUAACUCCAAAAAAUGAUAUGGUGCAAGAAUUAAAUGAAUGCAUCAUGGAUAUAAUAUCGGGAGAAGGAAGGACAUACCUUAGUUCUGACAAUGUUUGCAAAGGCAAUGUGCAAUCUAAUGAUGAAGACCUUCUUUAUUCAACUGAAUUACUAAAUAGUUUGAGAUUUAGUGGGAUACCAAAUCAUGACAUUCAUCUUAAGGUUGGUGCUCCAGUUAUGCUUUUGCGUAACAUUAAUCAAAUAGAAGGGUUGUGCAAUGGAACACGAUUGAUUGUCACAUUACUUGGGAAAUGGUCUGUUAGAGGAGAUAUAAUUUCUGGAAGUCAUACAGUGUCUCGAGUUACAUCACGUGAAAGGCUAACCAUAGUUAAUGUUGAUGAAGAAAUUGAGGAUCAUAACAUGAUAAAAAAAUAUAGCUUAUCAUGA